AUGCGCCCCUUCGUGUCCGACAGUCAACGUCGUCGAAUUCAACUUCUGGAGAAAGCACUAUCCACGGACGAACUGAUCAAUGAUUUUGGUGGGUUGGGUUUACAACGGGCUCAAGGAUUGUGGAAACGAUUGUAUUCUGGGCAAGUCCCUUUGACCCCGGUCACGGCAAACGCGCUGUUACUGGCUUUGGCAAAAGGUGGUGAUCUGACAGGAUGCUUUCAGGUUUUGGAUUCACUCCUCUCUCCAUCAUAUCCUAGCUCCAAAAAUACCCCGCCGUUUCAACCAGACAGCUACACCAUGACUGCCCUUUUAUCUGCUGUUCGUCCUGCUAGCAUUAGACGUCGAUUGGUUGCCGUAAAUGAUCCCUCACUGGUCCUACACUCUUCCCCAAUGACCGCAUUAGAUCUCUCUCUAACUAUCUGGCAUCGCUUACUUCCACACUUGACCGCAGUUCGCUGGGGUCCGCAGUGUUUUGUGUCUUUCGUGAAAGCCAUGUGUUCAGACUAUGAUCCUCUUCCCUCCAAAUCCACUGCCCACGUGCUUUUGUUUCAUCCACGAACUGGUCUUCGGACAACUCAAAUUACUGGAACUGGUGAGCCACAUGCCAACCUACUCAGUGAUUCAUCGGUUAAUGAUAUUCCGGUUCAUGAGUCUUCGUCGCUGUUGAAAAACUUGAUAGCGUUGAAUUCUGCGGUUGGUCAUGAGGGCGAACCAUAUCAACUAGCUGUUGUGUCUAAUCAACUGAAAUCGAUGUCCGGAGAUGAUCAACCACUCAAAGUUUUUCGUCCAGAUUGGAACGACUCCAAAUUGUCCAUCCAAAGUCCUGUAAACUUAUUUCGUCCUACAGACCAUGGCAUUCUGAUCAUCCCGCCUGAACGUGAAUGGCUUCCAUGGCAUCGCCUGGCCUUAGUUGGUGGACUGCAUGGAUUUUUAGAAGCUGUAGAACAAAAUUACCGGUCCACAAUUAGCACGCAAUUGUUGACUACUCUGAUCAGUCUGUUUCCCAGACCAGAUCUCGCCCACGACGACUCCGGUAUGGAUGAUUGGGAGAGUGAGCUGUUACAAAUUGCCCAACGUCGUCAAAUUCGCCUUGACAUGGGAUUCUUCAAUGCACUGAUAGAUCGCCGCGUUGUGGCUGGUCUAUCCGGUUCGUUGCUACUGUCGGAAGCGGUGCGCCUUGGUUUAGUACCAGAUCAGGUAAGCGCUUCGCGGUUUCACUUGUCAAGUAGGUUUUCGUUUCGGUCUAGUUUACUACAUUACUAA
Messenger RNA from Echinostoma caproni, 1263 nucleotides. The record is from the annotation of a GenBank genome assembly. Lineage: Eukaryota; Metazoa; Platyhelminthes; Trematoda; Plagiorchiida; Echinostomatidae.